This is a messenger RNA of Hymenoscyphus albidus, 1114 nucleotides long. The record is from the annotation of a GenBank genome assembly. NCBI's taxonomy places the organism in Eukaryota, Fungi, Ascomycota, Leotiomycetes, Helotiales, Helotiaceae.
GAUACAAAGUGGCCCAUAGAAGAUUAUUAACUUACACAACUUCCUCUCUUCUAAAUAUAUACUCUUCUUCUGCUUCACAUCUGACCUUGUACUUCUACUUUAUUUCUUUUUUCCCUUGGUCAUUUCAUUUCUUUCUCGUACUCACUCUAUAGUCACGCUUGCGAUAUCUAUUUGGCCUCUUUUCCUUCAUAUAACGAAUUUCUUCCUAUUAUUUCGUCUCUCGUGUUUUGGGUCUUGAGUUUUCAAUUUCUUUCCAUUAUAUCACUUCCAAUACCUUCUUGCUGAAGUAUCUUUUCAACAUGAAGCUUUUCACUGCCUUUUCUCGAGUUCUACUCUUUGCAGCCAGUACAUCAGCACGCAUCGUCCCGCGGUCAAAUACUACUCUCUCACAAGAAACAAGCCGGGGCUUCAAAGUAGCUGGUGAGUCUCCAAACGAUAUGAAGUCUCUCCGAAAAGUUUAACGAACCCACCAGCAGCGGCCUCCGCAAUAGACCUCAGCACCAUACAACCAUCACCCUCACUCCCCACCGUCACAGUCACCCUCGUCUCCGCAUCCCAAUUCCCCACCAUAACACCAUCACCCACCAUGCAUCUCUACUGCACCAAUCCAUCCCCCGAAGACGGCGACGGAAUCUGCACCUGCAACAUCGGAGUCCACACAACAACCAUCACACCCCCAGGCGGACCAGGAAACGCCUGUCCACGCUCCAUUUCCGUUCCUGAAUCCGCACAGAGCAUGAACGCUCAGAUCCUAGCAACGUCAACACGAAGUUCACCGCCUGGGGUCACGGAUGCCCCAGCUUUGAGCUGUUCAAAUAAUAGUUUGGAGAAUAGCGAUGGGCUUUGUACUUGUAAUGCUGCGGGUGUGACGGCUACGUUGACGCCUGUGGGAGGGAGGGGAGCUCCUUGUCCGAAGACGAUGAGUUGAUAUAGUCUGGCCGGGUUAAUGGAUUCGAGGUAAUGGUGUCUAAUUUCAUGUGUUAUGAAGUGCGAUUUAUGAUGGGAUGGAAAAGUAUGUGUUGGGAGUUUUGAGCGUUCAUGUUUGUUUGUAGCUGAGGGAGACAAUGAUACCGUUUUGCUUUUCUUCACUUUAGCGAGUCUGUCGUAUUCUUCG